Rhopalosiphum maidis (corn leaf aphid) is the source of this 5844-nucleotide messenger RNA. It is a transcript of the gene zye, whose product is annotated as mucin-2. NCBI's taxonomy places the organism in Eukaryota, Metazoa, Arthropoda, Insecta, Hemiptera, Aphididae. The coding region runs from base 192 to 5624 and encodes 1810 amino acids. The transcript is spliced from 9 exons. The record is from RefSeq and is a predicted model, not a curated record.
GAUCGUCCGAGAAAUGUACUGCGCGCGUAGUAUCGCGAUUCUGUUCCGGUGAUGUGAUUGCGGUGUUUUUUUCUUAUAACGUUUUAUAGUUUAAAAUUCUAAAAAACAUUUGUCAACCAUCAAAAAUCGGAUUUUCACAUUACGAGCGUCCGGAUACAUAAUAAUAUAAGUGAAUUCCAAAGACGCCCAAAAUGUUGUGGCAGUUUUUGCCCGUGUGCUUUCUGGCAGUCCUCGUUAAGGCUGGCGGAUCGCCGCUGGAAAUUGGCGUGGACCCCAGCCAAGAUGAUUCCGGAGUGAUAAUGAUGAACUCCGCCAUGGCCGAUCGUUUCGUGCGCCAGAGCGGUUACGGGCAUGAAAACGGCGUCGAACACAGGGUGCAACUCAAGGGCAUCCGCGUGGACUGCGGCGCUGCGUCAGCUGACGGCGUCAUAGCCGUGGAAAUUGAAUUUCUGGAACCGUUUAACGGCGUGAUCUACAGCAAAGGUCGACACGACGAUCCCAAAUGCAAAUUUGUGCAGAGUGAUUCAGGACAAUAUUCAUAUCAGUUCCUAAUACCAAUUGAAGAUUGUCGUCCUCCUGUAAAUGAGGGUUGUUCAUCUACUGAAGAUGGUGGUGGUUGUGACUUAGGUUCUAUUGAAAAUACAAUAAUCAUCCAAACAGAUAGUACAAUACAGGAAGAAUGGGAUUUAGCACGAAAAGUCUCAUGUCCGUCGGAGACCAAACCAGGUACAGGUAAACGAGUACGAUUCAAGCCUAUAGUAGUCGAUAUGUUAGAAGUUGUUUCUGUUCCUUCCGGAAAUGAAGGCACACUGAAAUGUUGGAUGGAUAUACAAAGAGGUCAAUAUCCAAAUACAUCACCCGUUGACAAGAUCAUAAAAAUUGGGGAAUCGCUUUCAUUAAUUGUAUAUGUAAAAAGUACCGAUGAAGCUUACGAUGUAAGAGUAAGAGAAUGCUGGGCAUAUGAUAAUGAUAAUUAUGAAUCCACAACCACUACAAGUAUACAAUUGACAGAUUCAUCAGGAUGUCCAAAGAGAAAAAAAUUAAUAUCACAAUGGAAAAAAACUCAAACUGUUGACCAAAGUGGUAUAACAACGAUUGGAUACACAAAUGUCACAGCAUUCAAAUUCCCAGACAAACACCAAGUGUACCUCACUUGUAAUGUCGAAUUAUGCUUGGGAAGUUGUCCAGAAGAAAAAUGUCAAGCAGCAUUACCAGGUUUCAUUCCAUCAACAACGCUAGCACCCAUUUGUUAUCCAGGAUCAAAUGAUCCGAGAUGCCCAAAACCUACAUUGCCACCAACCACUCCAGCACCAGUGUGCUACCCAGGUUCAAAUGACCCGAGGUGUCCUAAACCAUCUCCGCCUCCAACAUACUAUCCUUCUCCAUCAACACCCGCACCACCGGUUUGCUACCCAGGAUCAAAUGACCCAAGAUGUCCAAAACCAACACCUCCACCAACAUAUUAUCCUUCACCAUCAACGCCUGCUCCACCAAAUUGCUACCCUGGAUCAAAUGACCCAAGAUGUCCAAAACCAACACCUCCACCAACUACCCCAGCACCUGUUUGUUACCCAGGAUCAAAUGACCCAAGGUGUCCUAAACCAUCUCCACCUCCUACAUCGUACCCCAUCCCAUCAACACCAGCUCCACCUGUUUGUUAUCCAGGAUCAAAUGAUCCAAGAUGUCCUAAACCAUCACCUCCUCCAACAUAUUAUCCUUCACCAUCAACGCCUGCUCCACCAAAUUGCUACCCUGGAUCAAAUGACCCAAGAUGUCCAAAACCAACACCUCCACCAACUACCCCAGCACCUGUUUGCUACCCAGGAUCAACUGAUCCAAGAUGUCCAAAACCAACACCUCCACCAACUACUCCAGCACCAGUUUGUUACCCAGGAUCAAAUGACCCAAGGUGUCCUAAACCGUCACCACCUCCAACAUACUACCCUUCUCCAUCAACACCAGCACCACCUGUAUGUUAUCCAGGAUCAACUGAUCCAAGAUGUCCAAAACCAACACCUCCACCAACUACUCCAGCACCAGUUUGUUACCCAGGAUCAAAUGACCCAAGGUGUCCUAAACCAUCUCCACCUCCUACAUCGUACCCCAUCCCAUCAACACCAGCUCCACCUGUUUGUUAUCCAGGAUCAAAUGAUCCAAGAUGUCCUAAACCAUCACCUCCUCCAACAUAUUAUCCUUCACCAUCAACGCCUGCUCCACCAAAUUGCUACCCUGGAUCAAAUGACCCAAGAUGUCCAAAACCAACACCUCCACCAACUACUCCAGCACCAAUUUGCUACCCAGGUUCAAAUGACCCAAGGUGUCCUAAACUGUCACCACCUGCAACAUACUAUCCUUCACCAUCAACGCCUGCUCCACCAAAUUGCUACCCUGGAUCAAAUGACCCAAGAUGUCCAAAACCAACACCUCCACCAACUACCCCAGCACCUGUUUGCUACCCAGGAUCAACUGACCCAAGAUGUCCGAAACCAACAUUACCACCAACUACACCAGCACCAGUUUGCUACCCAGGAUCAAAUGACCCAAGGUGUCCAAAACCAUCACCACCUCCAACAUCUUACCCCAUUUCAACAACAUUAGCUCCACUUGUAUGUUAUCCAGGAUCAAAUGACCCAAGGUGUCCUAAACCAUCACCUCCUCCAACGUAUUACCCCGUUCCAUCAACACCAGCUCCACCCGUAUGUUAUCCAGGAUCAAGUGACCCAAGAUGUCCGAAACCAACACCGCCACCAACUACCCCAGCACCAAUUUGCUACCCAGGAUCAACUGACCCGAGAUGUCCAAAACCAACUCCGCCUCCAACAUACUACCCUUCUCCAUCAACGCCUGCACCACCUGUCUGCUACCCAGGAUCAACUGACCCGAGAUGUCCAAAACCAACACCUCCACCAACUACUCUAGCUCCAGUUUGUUACCCAGGAUCAAAUGACCCAAGGUGUCCAAAACCAUCUACGCCUCCAAAUACUUAUUUACCUCCAUCAACUCCGGCACCACCUGUAUGUUACCCAGGAUCAAAUGACCCAAGAUGUCCAAAACCAACACCGCCACCAACUUCCCCAGCACCUGUCUGCUACCUAGGAUCAACUGACCCGAGAUGUCCAAAACCAACACCUCCACCAACUACUCCAGCUCCAGUUUGUUACCCAGGAUCAAAUGACCCAAGGUGUCCUAAACCAUCUCCACCACCAACAUACUACCCUUCUCCAUCAACACCCGCACCACCAGUUUGCUACCCAGGAUCAAAUGACCCUAGAUGUCCAAAACCAACACUGCCACCAACUUCCCCAGCACCUGUCUGCUACCCAGGAUCAACUGACCCGAGAUGUCCAAAACCAACAACUCCACCAACUACUCCAGCUCCAGUUUGUUACCCAGGAUCAAAUGACCCAAGGUGUCCCAAACCAUCUCCACCUCCAACAUACUACCCAUCUCCAUCAACACCCGCACCACCAGUUUGCUACCCAGGAUCAAAUGACCCUAGAUGCCCAAAACCAACACCUCCACCAACUACCCCAGCACCUGUUUGCUACCCAGGUUCAAAUGACCCGAGGUGUCCUAAACCAACACCUCCACCAACUACUCCAGCACCUGUCUGCUACCCAGGAUCAACUGACCCGAGAUGUCCAAAACCAACACCUCCACCAACUACUCCAGCUCCAGUUUGUUACCCAGGAUCAAAUGACCCAAGGUGUCCUAAACCAUCUCCACCACCAACAUACUACCCUUCUCCAUCAACACCCGCACCACCAGUUUGCUACCCAGGAUCAAAUGACCCUAGAUGUCCAAAACCAACACUGCCACCAACUUCCCCAGCACCUGUCUGCUACCCAGGAUCAACUGACCCGAGAUGUCCAAAACCAACAACUCCACCAACUACUCCAGCUCCAGUUUGUUACCCAGGAUCAAAUGACCCAAGGUGUCCCAAACCAUCUCCACCUCCAACAUACUACCCAUCUCCAUCAACACCCGCACCACCAGUUUGCUACCCAGGAUCAACUGACCCAAGAUGUCCAAAACCAACACCUCCACCAACUACUCCAGCACCUGUCUGCUACCCAGGAUCAAAUGACCCAAGGUGUCCCAAACCAUCUCCACCUCCAACAUACUACCCUUCUCCAUCAACACCAGCACCACCAGUUUGCUACCCAGGAUCAAAUGACCCAAGAUGUCCAAAACCAACACCUCCACCAACUACCCCAGCACCUGUUUGCUACCCAGGUUCAAAUGACCCGAGGUGUCCUAAACCAACACCUCCACCAACUACUCCAGCACCUGUCUGCUACCCAGGAUCAACUGACCCGAGAUGUCCAAAACCAACACCUCCACCAACUACUCCAGCUCCAGUUUGUUACCCAGGAUCAAAUGACCCAAGGUGUCCCAAACCAUCUCCACCUCCAACAUACUACCCUUCUCCAUCAACACCCGCACUACCAGUUUGCUACCCAGGAUCAACCGACCCGAGAUGUCCAAAACCAACACCUCCACCAACUACUCCAGCACCUGUCUGCUACCCAGGAUCAACUGACCCGAGAUGUCCAAAACCAACUCCGCCUCCAACUACUCCAGCACCAGUUUGUUACCCAGGAUCAAAUGACCCAAGGUGUCCCAAACCAUCUCCACCUCCAACAUACUACCCUUCUCCAUCAACACCCGCACCACCAGUUUGCUACCCAGGAUCAAAUGACCCAAGGUGUCCUAAACCAUCUCCACCUCCAACAUACUACCCACCAUCAUCAACACCAGCUCCGCUGGUUUGCUACCCAGGAUCAAAUGACCCAAGAUGUCCAAAGCCAACACCCCCACCAACUACUCCAGCACCAGUUUGUUACCCAGGUUCAAAUGAUCCAAGGUGUCCGAAACCAUCUCCACCACCUACAUCAUAUCCCAUUCCAUCAACACCAGCUCCACCUGUAUGUUAUCCAGGAUCAACUGAUCCAAGAUGUCCGAAACCAACACCAUCACCAACCACUCCUGCACCAGUUUGUUAUCCUGGAUCAACUGAUCCAAGGUGUCCAAAACCUUCUCCGCCUCCCACAUCUUAUCCAACACCAACACCAACAGUUCCUGAACCGAUAUGUUAUCCAGGAUCAAAGGAUCCUAGGUGUCCACAAAUUGCUCCUGUUCAAACGCCUUUCGUUUGUGUGUGCAAUAGUUCAACUCCUAAACCUAUUACACCUCCGUUAUGCUAUCCUGGUUCCACCGAUCCUCGCUGCAUUAAGCAAGAGUCAUUAGUAUGUUAUCCUGGAUCUCCGGAUCCAAGAUGCCCACAAUAUCCUUCUUCGACACAAUAUCCACCUACGUAUUUACCGCCUUUGGAACCAGUUUAUGGACAAGGAAAUAACCAAUUCAUACAAGAAGUGACUACCCAAUAUCCAUCAUAUAUAUCUACAGAUGACAGUUUUGGUGGUCAGCAGCAACUAGAUCUUUUUAAUAAAGCUUUAAAUGGUUUUAAUAUUCAAAGGAGAGAUGUUGAGUCUGGUAUUCGACAGUUGAAGUCGCAGUUGAAAAAUGAAAUUGGUAACGAAAAUUUAGAUGCUUUAGAUAGCUUAGGAGAUGAUGUAUUAUUUGAAUUACAAAAUCAGUCGGAAUCUCUGAAAAAACGUUAAAUGUAGUUGUUCAUUUAUAAUAGUAGCUUUAUAAAGACAUUUUUAAUUUGCUAAUUCAAAUGUAUGAUUUAUUUAAAUUGCUCAAGUGUGUUAUGUAUAAAAGAUUGUUACCGACCAUCGUUACCAUUUACCACUUUAUAAUAAUGUUUUAUGUGUUAAUUUCAUAUAUUUUGUAUACAUGUUAAUAUGUUUUUUUUAUUAAAUGUAUUUUUAUAUUUAC